CUUAUCAGCACUUGACUCAGUCUAGCUUUUGUGAGAGGUCCCGUAACACACCUCGACAAAGUGCAUAAUUGCUCAUUGUUGUUUUAAUUUUCAAUUAUUUAUUUUUUGGUUUUCUAACAAAGGAUUUUCAAUAUGCGUGAGUGUAUUUCCGUGCACGUGGGACAGGCGGGGGUUCAGAUGGGGAACGCCUGCUGGGAGCUGUACUGUCUCGAACACGGCAUCCACCCGAACGGCCUCUUGGCCGGCGGCAAACAGCUUACCGACGAUGAGAGCUACAAUACGUUCUUUAGCGAGACGUCACAGGGCAAACACGUGCCGCGUGCCGUCUACGUGGACCUUGAGCCGAGCGUUGUUGAUGAGGUUCGAACGGGCGACUUCAAGCAGCUGUUCCACCCAGAUCAGCUGAUUAGCGGCAAGGAAGAUGCCGCCAACAACUACGCCCGCGGCCACUACACCAUCGGCCGCGAGAUCAUUGACCACGUGCUUGACAAAAUACGGAAAAUGGCGGACCACUGUGCGGGGUUGCAGGGCUUCCUGGUGUUCCACAGUUUCGGGGGCGGCACCGGAAGUGGAUUCUCUUCCCUCCUCAUGGAGCGUUUGUCCGUCGACUACGGCAAGAAAUCCAAACUUGAGUUCGCCGUCUAUCCCGCGCCAUCGAUCUCGACGGCGGUCGUGGAACCGUACAACGCUAUCUUGACGACCCACACCACCCUGGAGCACUCCGACUGCGCCUUCAUGGUCGACAAUGAGGCCAUCUACGACAUAUGUCGGCGGAACCUCGACAUUGAGCGGCCCUCAUACCGGAACUUAAACCGUCUCAUAGGCCAGAUUGUCUCCUCCAUCACAGCCUCCCUACGUUUUGACGGCGCGUUGAACGUUGACUUGACGGAGUUUCAAACCAACCUGGUUCCCUAUCCCAGAAUUCACUUCCCGCUCGUGACGUACGCGCCCAUUUGCUCAGCUGAGAAGGCGUUCCAUGAGCAGAUGUCGGUACAGGAAGUGACGAAUGCCUGCUUUGAGCCAGCCAAUCAAAUGGUCAAAUGUGACCCCAGACACGGCAAGUACAUGGCUUGCUGUAUGCUGUACAGAGGAGAUGUCGUGCCCAAGGACGUCAAUGCCGCCAUCGCCAACAUCAAGACGAAACGGAACAUCCAGUUUGUAGACUGGUGUCCGACGGGCUUUAAGGUCGGAAUCAACUAUCAGCCUCCCACAAGCGUACCUGGUGGCGACCUGGCGACGGUGCCGCGUGCUGUGUGCAUGUUGAGCAACACGACGGCCAUCGCCGAAGCCUGGGCUCGCCUGGACCACAAGUUCGAUCUGAUGUACGCCAAGAGGGCGUUCGUCCACUGGUAUGUCGGGGAAGGUAUGGAGGAGGGUGAGUUUGCGGAGGCACGUGAGGACCUUGCCGCCCUCGAGAAAGACUACGAGGAGGUCGGUGUCGAUUCCGUCACUGAUGACACACUGGAAAACGAAGACGAAUAUUGAGGUCAAAGGUCAAGGCACCCGAAUUCCUGUGUAACACCGUUUGUUUGUUUCCGCCAGUAACCUCGGCCAUUCUCAGCUGUUCGAAACAGCGGAAAAAAUAUUCAUUCGCAAGUGCCAUACAUAGAUUCACAAUCUUGUAUUUAUCUACUUUUAUUUUUAAAAUUAAUUCGUUGACAUAUUGAUAUUGUUUAAUUGUUUCGCUCAUUUAUUUUAUUAUUUAUUUAUUUAUUUAUUUAUUUAUUUAUGUCAUAUGUUCUUAAAUUUGUCAUUCUUUUCGCACUUCAUUUACUUUUUUGUCAUGUAUGCGUGAUUGAUUGAUUGAUUGAUUGAGUGUUUGUCUGAAUGAUUGAAUGACUGGUAGGUCGAUUGAUUGACUUAUUGAUUGAUUUAGUUAUAUUGAAUAAAUGGUAUAAAUUAAAAAUGCUUUAAUUAAAACACAGCAAAAUAGUCAGUGUGUGAUUAGUUGCUUAAAAAUUAUUAUUCUAGUCGCUGAUAAAUAUCACGGACAUAUAUAUACGUAUAUGAAAAUUAAGUGACAGAAUCGCAUACGUGGAAAAAUAAAAGAGGACAGUGUUUCAUAGAAAAGGUUUAUUUGUUACGGCGAUUAAAAAAAAAGUAAAUAAAACAAAUGUUUCUUUCAACCUGUGUCAGAAAUAAAAAAUAUUAUGUGAAUCGUUUUCGAAGAUGUUUUUAUCUGUAUUUAGAGCAGAUAUAUGUUUAGAAAGUUGUAUAUGUCUCUUGUUCGAUUAGGUCAAUUUCAUUCAUCAUAGGUUGAAAAAUUAUAAA
This is a messenger RNA of Mya arenaria, 2271 nucleotides long. RefSeq names its product tubulin alpha-8 chain-like. Gene Ontology annotation, cellular component: microtubule; cytoplasm. The transcript has 9 exons. The record is from RefSeq and is a predicted model, not a curated record. Gene Ontology annotation, molecular function: structural constituent of cytoskeleton; GTP binding. Lineage: Eukaryota; Metazoa; Mollusca; Bivalvia; Myida; Myidae. Gene Ontology annotation, biological process: microtubule cytoskeleton organization; mitotic cell cycle. The coding region runs from base 133 to 1485 and encodes 450 amino acids.